CAUACUCUCGGUAUCGUAAUCGCUAUACCUACACCAGACACGGUGUUCAGACAUAACGAGUAAGCUACCUUAACGGAGCUGUAACAAUAGGUGACGGACCAGCACGCGACCCGGUAGUAAAUACGUCCAUGGUUUAUACCGUGGUGUAGGAAUGAGUGACCAGGUACAUUAUGGACUACAGCUGACACCUGCUUCAUUUUAAAGGUAUUGUACAUGCUGACAUGACCUGUGUGGGAGUAGACGAGUAUAUCUGUAGCCGUAUACACUGAGAGUCCGGAAAUACGGAACAAUGGCAGACGAUCGGGAACCGCUGUUGCAUUCAUAUAGCGGUGACUAUAGUUACGGAUCGACGACCGAUGACGUUAAAGGCAUGGAUGUGGAGGAAGAAAGUGAUGGUACGGAUGACGAGAAAAAGAUGGACCUCCAGCGUCUUGUCGUCCUGCCAAUCAUCUUCAUCUAUAUGUUCUCGUUUGUGACAGCAUUCGCCAAUGUUAGCCAAUACGAGUACCAUGCUAUCGGUAAUUCCCUGUAUCCAAACUGGUCUAAUUGGUCUAAAGCCGACUCCAACCAAUGUCAGGUCAACCAAUCCCAACAAAACAAGGAACAAGCUCACGUUCAGGAAGCCGCGGCCCAGCUCAACAUCUACCUCUCUCUGGCUGGGGGAAUCCCCGCCAUCUUUGCCAAUCUUGUGUUUGGAACUUUCAGCGACAAGUUCGGUAGAAAGUUCUUAUUCAUCAUACCCACUAUCGGCUCAUUUCUCCGAUGUAGCAUUGUUUUGAUUAUUAUGUAUCUUCAGAUAGAUGUUUAUUUUUUCCUGAUUGCGUUCUUUAUAGAAGGCUCGCUCGGAUACUUCCUUGGAAUGUUACAGGCUAGCUAUGCCUAUAUGGCGGACAACACGGCUGCCAAUGACAAGCGAUCGUUUGCUAUCACUCUGGUUGAGGUCAGCCUCGGCCUCGGUUCUUUCCUCGGGUUUUUAGUAUCAGGGUUCCUGAUUGAAUCUAUAGGCUUCACGUGGACCAUAGUCUUUUCUGCAGGGCUGCUGGUCCUGUGUCUUAUCAUGAUCAUGUUUGUUUUACCUGAAAGUGUUCCCUCUGCUCAGAUCACAACCGACAGAUUGAAGUGUUCACAUGUUACAAAAUAUGUCGGGGUUGCUCUCUCAUUUUAUGUCAAACGAGCUCCUGGCAGGGAGAGAUGGAAGUAUAUAGUUUGUCUGAUCGUGUUUUUCUUGACAACACUGAUAAUCCUCGGACGACCGUCAGUAGAAACCCUUCUCCAGCUGGGCUCUCCGUUUUGUUGGGACCCUCUGGACAUCGGCUACUACGGCACGAUACGUAGUGGUGUCCAGCAAGUCAUCUGUCUGUUAACUAUAAAGUUGCUCCAGUUUUGUAUGAGGGACGAGGCGAUCGCCAUUCUCGGGACACUCUCUGCUACAGCGUCCCUCGUAAUGGAAGGCUUCGUCACCACGGAUACCAGCUUCUAUAUAGUACCUGUGGUAGGAGCGGGAGGCGUAUUAACCAUGCCCAUGGUCAGAGCUAUCAUGUCCAAAAUGACACCUGAUGAUAAACAAGGGGCCAUGUUUUCGGGGGCCGCCGCUCUGGAGACGAUCGGGAACAUGGUGAGCACCGUGAUCGCUAACGCCAUCUAUAAUGCCACUGUCGGCCUGUUACAAGGAUUUGUCUUCUUUGUGAUGGCGGCAUUUUCCUUCAUAUCCUGUCUAUUGUUGAUGUUUUUGCUGAUCAUUCCUCAAUGCGGCGUGAAGAAGAAAUAUAAUGUUCAGCGCGAGAUAGUGACGGUUUGAUGAUGGGUUACCUGUUAGUGUAACCGUGGUGGGUUACCUGUUAGUGUGACAGUAGGGUUACCUGUUAGUGUAGCAGUGGUGGGCUACCUGUUAGUGUGACGGUAGGGUUACCUGUUAGUGUAACAGUGGUGGGCUACCUGUUAGUGUAACAGUGGUGGGUUACCUG
This is a messenger RNA of Pecten maximus, 1964 nucleotides long. Its product is annotated as solute carrier family 46 member 3-like. Gene Ontology annotation, biological process: transmembrane transport. Gene Ontology annotation, cellular component: membrane. Gene Ontology annotation, molecular function: transmembrane transporter activity. NCBI's taxonomy places the organism in Eukaryota, Metazoa, Mollusca, Bivalvia, Pectinida, Pectinidae. The record is from RefSeq and is a predicted model, not a curated record. The transcript has 5 exons. The coding region runs from base 290 to 1798 and encodes 502 amino acids.